GUUACAGACGCUUAAAAGAGCAAACGUGACGAGCAGCACCAGCGGAGUGUUACGCUUCAUGUACUGUAUUAAUCUGCUUUAUCUCACAGCGUUAAUCAUCUACAGCGCGUUAUUAAACAGGAUAUGGAUGAAGAGGCGGACGAAGUGUUCCCCGCUGAGGAUCACUUAUUUGAAGACAGUUUCUCUAAGGAGUGCACUUUUAGCUUUUUUGGUCAGGAAUGUAAAAUUAAUCAGUCUUUCAGUGCGAGUCUCGGUGUAGCUGCUUCCGUUUGGGACGCAGCAAUCCACUUGUGUCGUUUCUUCGAGCAGAUUUCUCUGGAUUUAAGUGGAAAGCGAGUGAUCGAGUUGGGAGCAGGAACUGGUUUUCUCAGCAUAUUGGCUGCCAGAUUAGGGGCUCGUGUGACCCUGACAGACCUCCCCCUGGCUAUUCCACAAGCAGUCCGAAAUAUUAAAGCCAACACCCCAAUGACUGGUUGGCCCUCAGAAGCGCCGAUUGCCGCUCCGCUGUGCUGGGGUCAGGAUCAGGAGAACUUCUCCUCUGACUGGGACUUCGUCCUGGGGACAGAUAUUAUCUACAUGCCUGAAACGUUCCCUCUCCUUCUGGACACUCUGGUUCACUUGUGUGGGGGUGGGGCCAUGGUGUUCCUGUCAUCUAAGAUGCGCAGAGAGCACCACACUCAGGACUUCUACGACAACUGGCUGCCUCAGAAGUUCGAGGUGGAGCUGGUGCAGACAGAACCGGAGAGUAACAUUAAUAUUUAUAAAGCAGCUCUGAGAGCAGAGGGUCUAACAAAAACUCCAAAAUAUUAAAGGGCCCAUGUCAUGGAUGAACCAUUGACUCCCCCAGUACAUGCAGACUAUAUAUGGAAACUAAACUGCCUGUUUGGAAUGAGUUGUUUUUGUGAUUUCACGAAAACCAGUGCGUUGCAUAGUCUACCUGUUGUGCACAUAGCAGUUUAGCCACGCCCACUCACAGUGAAGUAAUAGAACACUAUAGUCAUGUUGUCAUUUUGUAGUCGGUGCUCUUAUGCCCUUAUAAAAGGAAUUUCUCUACAAGAAGGAUGAAUGAAGCUUUCGAAAAUUGCUUUCCAAAGCUGAUAUGUUUCACAAGGUCAUUAAAGAGUGAAAUAUGAAUAUUGCUACAUAUAAGCUAAAGCUACUGUGCACUGAAUUCACAUCAGUAGACUGGCAGCCUCCUUAAGCAUGCUUUGCCAGCCUGGUGUGUAUUUCCAUGUACAGAGUGAGAGCAGAUGAUAAAGAAAUUCGCUACGGUACAACAUUUUUAAUAAACCACAACUCAUCAGAGUACCGCCACAACACACCUUAGUUUUGUAUAGCUUAGUGAUGUCAUGUUAGUGUCAAGGCUUUUUGUCACGAUUGGCCCCUCCCAGUCCUGUCUAUGUGCAUUUUGUUUUGGUUUUCUAGUCCUGCCCCCUUGUUUCAUGACUCCACCCCUGAUUGUCUCCACCUGUGUUUGCACCUGUCCCUUGUUACCUUUAUGUAUUUAAGCCCUGUGUUUUCCCCGGUCUGGUUACUGGUCUUUGUUUGAAUCUCUGUCUGUGUUGUACACUUUUUAAUGACUAAUUCAGAGGAUCCAGUAGUAUUCGAGAGAAAAAUGGACACAGUACAAAACGCAUCAGGUUCUGAACAUUUUUAUUAACACAGGGUUUGACAGAGGUCAUUUUAAGAAAACCCCAUUCAUGCUGGCCAUAGAGAAAACAAGCUUAGACCAGAGAUCCUAAUAUAUAGCAUAACACGGACUACAGAACGAAGCAUGACUACGGUGGUCUAUAAGUUGUAUUUUAACUCAGACAGGGCAACCAAUCAGAAAGAGCUCAGUCUUAAAGGGAUAGUAGCAGAAAUAGGGAAUUUUCCUCACUCAUUUGAAGUGAAAGGGUUUGAUGUAGCAUGUCAUGAAAAGCAUGAUAGGUUGAUUCCUCUGUCAUUUUCUCAUUUUGUUUGUAGUUGCGGAAAAAAACAGCCCGAUUGGAUUUUUUUAUUUUUUUUUAUUGUCAGGUGUUUAAAGAAUUUAACUCUUUUGCUUUCAAACAAAAUGUAACAGUGAAACAACUUACAUACAAAUACUACAGGACUAAUUCAUCAAGCAUGAUAAAUAAGAAAAAAUAAAUAAAAAUUUAGUUCUAUUAAAUAGAAAAGCACUUGGGCGUUGGGUGUAAGAAAAUGUAUUAAAUUAGUUUUUAGUAAUUUCCAGGUCUGAAUAAGUAUGGAAAACUGUCUGUGUUUCCAGACCAUGUCACCGAUUCUGAUUCCCAAAAUAUAAAAUUCUUUUAUCAUCAAACAUGCCAUUGUGAAGUGUUUUUAAGUACUGUUGAUAUCCACGAUACUCUCAGAAAAGCUUAUUUUGCCAUAAUUUAUCACCAUAACGAUAAAUAUUGUCUUACUGCCGAGCUCUAGUAAACACUCAUUUUGUAGCCA
Pygocentrus nattereri (red-bellied piranha) is the source of this 2436-nucleotide messenger RNA. RefSeq names its product EEF1A lysine methyltransferase 3 (gene eef1akmt3). Bases 124 to 810 code for a protein of 228 amino acids. The transcript has 3 exons. Gene Ontology annotation, biological process: peptidyl-lysine methylation. NCBI's taxonomy places the organism in Eukaryota, Metazoa, Chordata, Actinopteri, Characiformes, Serrasalmidae. The record is from RefSeq and is a predicted model, not a curated record. Gene Ontology annotation, molecular function: protein-lysine N-methyltransferase activity. Gene Ontology annotation, cellular component: cytosol; cytoplasm.